Messenger RNA from Lithohypha guttulata, 2460 nucleotides. RefSeq lists its product as uncharacterized. The record is from RefSeq and is a predicted model, not a curated record. Lineage: Eukaryota; Fungi; Ascomycota; Eurotiomycetes; Chaetothyriales; Trichomeriaceae. The coding region runs from base 1 to 2460 and encodes 819 amino acids. The transcript has a single exon. Gene Ontology annotation, molecular function: protein binding; mRNA binding.
AUGAAGUCAUCUUCCCAUCUGACUCGAGCCGUCUUUCGAGCUCUGGUCGCCAGUCGACCGUACGUCUCACGAGAAUGUCUACGCCGAUCUCCUUCAGUCCUAUCGCCUCCAGCCCAUAUUACCCCCUCGGUCGCAUUCCAGCAGCGGAGGACAUUUCUAGAAUCUCUGCUCGGAGACGACAAGCGCACAAGAAGCCUUGCUGGUCCUAAACAAUCAAUCAAAGAUUUCGAUGCCGCAGUUGGCAAGCUGGUUGAUUUACUUCGUGCCCGUCGAUCUCGCUCGAGGACGCCUGCCCACGAUGAAUUGACCGAAGCCCUGAGGUCUUUGCUGAAGACUCGUCACCAGCAGAACCAGCCUUUAACGAGAAAUGAGGUCUACCUGGCCACCGAAACAUACAAGCACUUGCAAGAAAGAGACUUGAUUCUCACUGAGGACCCCGAAAGCCUACUUGAGCAGGAUCUGCUUCUUAUCCUUGACACCUUGGCCAUUCCUGCCCCUAAAGAGCGCUUCAGAGGCGACAUCAGAGCCCUUGCCGAGUUGGUCGUGGUGGAGGCCAAAAAAACUGCUCCUCUACCACCGGACUUCGAAAAUGCCUAUAUCACCAUCCUGGCCACUACUGGCUCAGCACUCGAGGCCAGAGACCACGCUUUAUCCACAUCCUGGCCGCCAGACAGGAACCUCAUCUUGAAUAUUCUGAAAGGUCUGAUCUCCGAAGCCAGAGAUGCUGAUUUCUGGUCGCUGCUGGAGAAAUGGGAGCUCCACUUCGAUGGCCUCGAUAGUGACAUGCAUGAGGCUUUGGUACUUGCCUUUGUCCAAGCCGAUCGUGUCUUUGAUGCCCAGCGUCUUUUCGACAAGACCGUCCUCCCUAAUAACGAGCCUACCACCGAGUGUAUCCGUCAGAUGUUGGAGUUUCUUACCAGAUACGGCAAGUUGAACUCGGCUGAAGAACUCGCCAACAUGCUCACCGACAGACCUCGUGACGAGAGUGUAAUCAGCUCCUUGAUCCUCUGGCAUACUGCAAAGGAUCGUCGCUUCGAGCACUUGCGUCAACUGGUUCAUGCUCUCCUGCAGUCCAGUCAUGUCAAUAUCUCAAUGAACACUUUCAAUCACGCCAUCGAAUAUGCUCUCACCUGCAACAACCCCACUCUUGCUCAAGCCAUUCAAGAGCUGGCUACCGCUGAAGGAUUUCAGCCUGAUGGAAAAACCUAUGCCUUACGACUCCAGCAUGCUGUCGAUCGGGUAGCGCUGGAAGAGGCUCGUGCUCUCUACGAACAACUGGUGCGGGAGGAUAUUCCCACUGAUAAUUUCGACCUGAAAGUUCUGAACAAGUAUCUGACAGUGCUAUGCUUUUCUCACAGACCAUCGUAUGAGCUCACCAUGCGAGUGACCGACAAUCUUCUCGACCGUGGUGCCGAGCUGGACGUCGAUGCCAUUUCUGGUUUGUGCCAUACCUUCCUUCAGCGGGGCGACAUUGACGAUGCUGUGAGUUUGUUACGACAUCGCAUUGACUACCUGCCAGUGCCGGACAGAGUCCGCAUCGCCAAGGUAUUCCAAAGCUUUAUAGUUGACCCCAACAUCAACCCUCAACGCGCCUUCAAUGCCUACGAGCUAUUCCGCAUUGCUUUUCCCGAGACCUCUUGUCACGAACGUCUGCCCAUCAUGCAGUCCUUCUUUGAUCGAAAGCGCGCCGACCUCGCAUGUCAAGUCUUCGCGCACAUGCGCGAAGCAGACCCUGCGGACCCGCCCAGACCUGAUGCAUUGGCCUAUACGAAAUGCUUCGAAGGUAUUGCACAGUGUCGUGACGUCGACGGCCUGCAAAGUGUCUACAAUAUGCUCAAGCUUGAUCUGCAAGUUGAGCUCACAACCAGGAUACGAAAUGGCAUCAUGCUCGCCCAUAUUGCCUGCCAGACCCCUUGGUCAGCCAUUAUCGAUCAUUUCUACAAGAUCAUGGACUCACGUGAGGGACCCAGCUAUAGCACUUUUGAAGUAGCCCUGCGGGCUUGUGAGACGUGGCCGCCAUACGGCUCAUUCGAGGCCAGGAAAAUCAUCGCUGUUAUGCAAAGCUGGAAUCUCGAGAUCACGAAACCACUCUACGAUAACUAUGUCGGUGUACUAGCAGGUCAGUGUGAGUUUGAGAAUACUGUGGAAUUGAUUGAGAAUAUGGAAAACGACAUUGGAGAACCACCAGAUGCUUUCACAAUUGGCACGUUUUACAAUGCUAUCCCUUGGCAAUUUCGGAAGGAUGAAGUUGAGAAGUGGGCUAAGCAAGCAUAUCCAGAUUUGUGGGCCGAACUUGUUAGCUAUGGAGAAGAGAUUGACGAAGAAUGGGAUGUGAGAUAUUUCAGGAUAGAUCGAUCUAUCGACAUCGAUGACCCGCCACUCUUUGCCGCAGGUGAAUGGAAGCCAGAAUUACAGAGAAAGGUUCAGGCACAGAUCGAACCUCUUCCGGUCAUGACUUGA